This is a messenger RNA of Tetrahymena thermophila SB210, 2394 nucleotides long. RefSeq names its product cyclic nucleotide-binding domain protein. The transcript is spliced from 4 exons. Lineage: Eukaryota; Ciliophora; Oligohymenophorea; Hymenostomatida; Tetrahymenidae. The record is from RefSeq and is a predicted model, not a curated record.
AUGUAGAACUUGCAGAUAGAAUAAAGCAUAAGCACUUAAAAAAAUAUAGAAAUAGAAAAUUAAAGCAACCAUUAAGAAUGGGAGCAUAUUGAGAAUCAAGAUUAGUAAUUAAAAGAAUUUCACCAGCUAGAAGCUGCAAAAAUAAGCUAAGACAAAACAAAUGUUUUAGAAAUCAAUAAAAAUAUAUUUGACUAAGAUCUAGAUGAAAGUAUUGGAUAAUUAAUUUAAGAAUAAAUGUUAGACAGCAAUACGAUCUAAAAAAAUGAGUACUUCAACUAAUCUCAUCAUGAUAUAAAUUUAUUUUAUUAAGAAAUGCAAUUUAGAUCAAUACAAAACUUGCAUUUAACUCAUAGUUUUGCAGAUAAAUUUUAAAUAAAAUAGCAUUUGUAUAAAUCAUAAUCAGUUGACUGUAAUAUGGAAAGCUUUAAUCAGAAUUAAAAAUAGAAAAAGUUUUAGAUUUAAGACUAAGAGACUUUUUCAAACUCCUAAUGUCUGCCAUUUUAGCAUGAAUACUCAGAUUCUUUCAAAAAGUUGUACUUAAUUUAUGAACAAAAAAAGGAUGUGAAGAAAGUAGAAUAAAAUUAAUAAAAAAUACAAUUAAUCGAUGAAGAAAACAUAAACUAUUUUUUAAUAAAGUCUCAAAAUUAAAGUAUGAAAGAUGUUGAAAAAUAAAACUUGAGUUUAUAAAUUCAAUAAAAUAGCAUAGAUUUGGAAAGAGAAUGCCAUGAAAUAUAAAAAAAUAGCUAAGAUAAUUUUAAAGAAGGUUAGUAGAAUUAAAGUACAACUGAAAAGGGCUUACAAAUUUCUUAUAACAUAAAUAUUGUUCCAGCAAAUAUAAAUAUUGAUGAGAAUUAAGAUAAAAUGUAGCAGUCACAAAGUAAUUCCAUUCAAGACAAAUAAGAAUAGUAAUAUGUCAUAUAAGUAUCAUAAUCUAAUCAAUAAGAUACAAGUAACACUAAGAAUGCUGGAAGGUAAAGUCUUAUUGUUUAGACAAUUCUAAAAAAUAACGCUUUCAACCAAGCAAAUUUAUUAAAUGCAAACGAAAAUUAAGGUUCUUUAAAUUAAUUUGGAAAAUCAUUUGCAAAACUCUCAAUUGACUUAGGAAUAUAAAAAUCUAUUGAUAUUCCAAGCUAAGUGCUUUCUUCAUCAUAUUUAUAGGGGAGUGAUGUUUUCAAGACAGAGUCCUAAAUAAGUCUGCACAAAUAGACUUUAAAAAUGAUUGAAAAAAUAAAAAUUUUUAAUAAAUCAGCAAAGCUAGAUUUAAAAGAUCCAGAAAUCAGUGAUAUUGCAAUUUAGAUUUUACAAAAAAACGGUAAAAUCGCUCACGAAAUCAAAUUUCUUCAGAAGUGCAUAGAAGGAAUGCCUCUAUUCUAAAAGCACUAAGGUCUUUUUGAAAAAGCUAACACUUCAUUUCAUCUCUUCUCCCAAAUAAAACAUGUCAAAUAUUCAAAGAAUCAUGUCAUUUUUAACUUUGGAGAAUACGGGUAUCAUUACUAUAUUGUCCUUAAAGGUUCUGUUUCAUGCUUAAUUCCAUAAAAUUAAUACAAAGAUGAACUUAUUUAAAAAUAAAAGAAAAUUGAAUUUAUGCAGCAAAGGAUUCAGAAAUUAAAAAAUAAAUAGCCUCAAAAUGAAAAGGAAGAAAAUGCCCCUUAGUUUAUAGAUAUUGUAAUGUAAGCAUUUAAGUAAAAAUAGGAAAGUGAUUAUCUUUCUCUCUUAAAGUCUUAGGGUAAACCCGUACCUAAUAUUUCUCUUUCUAAAAGAAGGAAUUUUAAACCAUAAUAAGCUCAAGAUUAAAACUUAACACCAGAAGUUUUAAAAUAAAAUUAGCUUUUCAACUAGUUUCUUUAAAAGAAAGGAAUGAAUAAACAAAUAGAAGUUGUUGAAAAGUCUUCAUUUUUAAGAAGGAAAUCUAAAAUUGAAAUCGAUACUAGCAAAAGAAAAUCAAGACUAGAAGAUGAAAUAAAUAAAACUAAACAUAAAUCACCAUAACUAAACUCACAAUUUUUAACUGUUCAGUAAUAAAAUGAAUCACCUACAGAAAAAGAUAAAUUAUAAAAUAAAAUAGAUCAAGCAGAUGAAAAAAAGGAGGAAAAUUAAUCAAAGUAAAUAUUUUUAAAUUAUUUUUAAUUAAAAUAAAAUUAAAUUAGUAAUCAGACAACAGAAUCUUAAAAAUAAACUUUCUAAGAGUAUCUUUAGAAGGAAUUUUCUUAAUUCUUUCCAGUUAAGACUUUUAUAGCUGGAGAAUCAUUUGGAGAAAUAGCUUUAAUGACAAAGGAAAGAAGGUAUUUGCUAACUUUCAAAAAAAAAAUAUAUAAUUAUUGUUUUAUAUAGAACAGCUACAAUGGUUUGUCAAGAAGAGACUCAUUUAAUGGUUUUGAGCAAAGAAGGAUUUGA